This is a messenger RNA of Brienomyrus brachyistius, 1553 nucleotides long. Its product is annotated as granzyme A-like. Lineage: Eukaryota; Metazoa; Chordata; Actinopteri; Osteoglossiformes; Mormyridae. Gene Ontology annotation, biological process: proteolysis. The coding region runs from base 16 to 918 and encodes 300 amino acids. The record is from RefSeq and is a predicted model, not a curated record. The transcript has 6 exons. Gene Ontology annotation, molecular function: serine-type endopeptidase activity.
UGGAGAAAUCCCCAAAUGUUAUUAUUCUGCACCAAAUAUCAAAGAUACAUCAGUUGCAUCCUCGCCGAACGAGACCAUGAUUCCCAUGAUUCCCUGCACCUCAAACGUCAGAAUGUGACAGACUGGCUGCGAAUCUCCAGAAUGCUGCUGUGCGGACCCCUCAGCUAUGUCUUGCCCCCUCUCCUCCUCCUCUUCCUGCCAUUGGAUGAGUGCGCAGUGAUAGUAGAUGGGGCUAAGGUGCGGCCACACUCUCUCCCCUACAUGGCCUAUCUGAAUGGGUCGUCACUCUGUGGGGGGGCUCUGAUCAAUGCCACGUGGGUGCUGACAGCAGCUCACUGUAAGGGGGUGCAGAAGGUGCUGCUGGGAGUGCACUCCAUCUCUAAGGAUGACAGGGCAGGCUGGCAAAUGAGUGCAGUGCAUAAGAUUUUUCCUCACCCCCGUUAUGACCCCAAGAGCCACAACAAUGACAUCAUGCUGCUGAAGCUAAGUAAAAAGGUGGAGAAAACGAGCACAGUGUCAUUCCUCCCACUGCCUGCCUCGAGGAAGGAGCUUCAGGGUGGGGUGAAUUGCCUGGUGGCUGGAUGGGGGGCCACCAAAUACCAAGGCAGGAAGUCAGACGUCCUGCGUGCAGCCAACGUCACCGUCAUCGACAAUGCUGUGUGCAACUCGAAGAAGUACUACAACUCGAUGAUCACCGAGAACAUGCUGUGUGCCGGGUCUCAGGGCAGGAGGUACUCUGACUCCUGUCAGGGAGACUCUGGGGGGCCUCUCCUGUGCAAGGGGGUUCUCAGAGGCGUCGCAUCCUUUGGAAAGAAAUGCGGCAUAAGGACCAAACCCGGCGUGUACACAGCUGUCUCCGAGAAGUACAUCGAGUGGAUCAAGAAGACCAUCCACCGAGCAGAUGGCCUUCAGCCAUAGAUAUAAACACCAGCUUCCCCCGCGGCUCAAAAUCACUGCCUUUUAUAUGUGAAAUGCUUGUUGACAGAGCUAAAAUGUAUUCUUGUGCUUUUUCAUAUUAAAGGCCUGAUUUCUUCUCUGUUUUCUUCCAUUUUCAUUAAAACGGAAUAGUUUGCCCUCCUCCCCAUAACACUUUGUGUAAGUGUAGCAGUGAUCCUUCACUGUAUGUGUAAUGAUGAAAUUAUAUGCGUUUUAAAGGAGGAAGCUCAGAGACACACUGGUCAGCAGUGUGACCUCACACAGUUUCCCCAACUCUGUGGCGUGUGGAGCAUCCGUGUUCUCCCCAUCUUUCAUGGUUUUCCUCUGUUGCCUACCUGCAAUGGACAGGCGCCUCAUCCAGGGCAUCCGCUGCCAUGGAUAAAUGGUUGGAAGGUUGGAUGGAUGGAUGGAUGGAUGGAUGGAUGAAUUUUGAAUUUAACAUAUUUUGUAUCUAGAUUUCUGGGGUCAUGUGUGAGGCGAGAGACAAAAUACCUUGUAACCAGCAAAGAAAAUAUUAUACUAUUAUGAAAUAUUAUAACGUCACAGUGAUAAUGCAUGAAAAGAGGGUUGUCACCAAAAAAGCUUUAUUCUGCAGAUAAAUAUUUCCUGUUAAAUAC